AUUAUAUUUAUAACUAUUUAAAUAUUUUAAGUAAUUUUGUUUGAAACCGAAGAUAUUAAGAGAUGAUUUAUCAAAUUAAGAUAUUAUUGUUUGCAUGUUACAUUUUAUCGGCUUUUUGUGCUCCCAUUAAUUGUAAAGAUAAACCAUUGAAAAUUGAAGAUUUUCAAAAAGAUCAGGUUGUAAAACCAAGUAAUCAUGAAGACCUUUCAAAUGAACAUAAUGAAAUACAAAAUAAUAAUGAAAAUAUUCUUAAUGAAUGCAAUGAAUGCAAUGAAAACAAUGAAAUGCAGUUCAACAAUAAUUUAAGUGUCUCAGAAAUAAUUAGCAUGCAGAUGAAUACAUUGUUAUUAAAAGAAGAUACAAAUCAAGAUUGUAUGGUUACUAUUAAGAAACUUCGUGAAUUAAAACGCGUUAUGUUUAACGAAGGUACCAAUGUGGGUAUUUCAGAUACAAAAAACACAGACAAUGAAAAUAUAAAAUUGAAUAUAGAAAAUUUAAUGGAUUUAUUUAACAGUACCAUUAUAUUUAAAAUUAAUUAUUUAACUGAUAUUUUGGAAAGUUUUAAAAAUAUUGAUGGAUAUAUUCCUGUCGAUAAAGUACAUCAAGCAUUUACAAUGAGCAAAUUAAAUAAAAAUAUAGUAGACAUAAUUCUAAAGAGAUUGACAAAACAAAAUGGCUGUGUUAAAUAUGAUGAUCUCAUAAAACAUUUAAAAUGAAAUGUAGUACAUUAUAUAUGUGUAAAGAUUUAUAAAUGACCGCUAUUUAAUUAUUUACUGUUUAAUUUAUUAUUAUUUAAUAAAUUUCAAUAUGACAAUA
This is a messenger RNA of Daktulosphaira vitifoliae (grape phylloxera), 816 nucleotides long. Its product is annotated as FNIP repeat-containing protein DDB_G0290617-like. Bases 63 to 716 code for a protein of 217 amino acids. NCBI's taxonomy places the organism in Eukaryota, Metazoa, Arthropoda, Insecta, Hemiptera, Phylloxeridae. The record is from RefSeq and is a predicted model, not a curated record. The transcript is spliced from 4 exons.